Messenger RNA from Pezoporus flaviventris, 2459 nucleotides. RefSeq names its product pre-mRNA processing factor 4 (gene PRPF4). Lineage: Eukaryota; Metazoa; Chordata; Aves; Psittaciformes; Psittacidae. Bases 22 to 1632 code for a protein of 536 amino acids. Gene Ontology annotation, molecular function: U6 snRNA binding; U4 snRNA binding; protein binding. The record is from RefSeq and is a predicted model, not a curated record. Gene Ontology annotation, cellular component: U4/U6 x U5 tri-snRNP complex. Gene Ontology annotation, biological process: mRNA splicing, via spliceosome. The transcript has 14 exons.
UCGGUUCCCGUUGCCGCCGCCAUGGCCUCCGCUCGGGCCCCGGCAGCGCGAGGUGGCGCCCGCCCGCUCGUGCGGGCCCCCGCGCCUGCAGAGGCCACCAAGACCAAGGCUGCAGAAGAGAGCGAUGCUCCCCCGGCCAAGAGAGCCCCCAUCUUCUAUGGCAGCCUUGAAGAGAAGGAGAAGGAGCGUCUGGCAAAGGGAGAGUCGGGGCUGCUGGGGAAGGAGGGGAUGAAAGCGGCGAUCGAAGCUGGCAACAUCAACAUUAGCAGUGGUGAGGUCUUUGACCUCGAAGACCACAUGAGUGAGCGUCAGGCUGAGGUGCUGGCGGAGUUCGAGCGCAGGAAGCGAGCCCGGCAGAUCAACGUGUCCACUGAUGACUCUGAAGUCAAAGCCUGUUUGCGGGCGCUUGGGGAGCCCAUCACCCUCUUUGGAGAAGGUCCUGCAGAAAGGAGGGAGAGGUUAAGAAAUAUCCUUUCAGUGGUUGGCACAGACGCGUUAAAAAAGACCAGGAAAGAUGACGACAGGUCUAAAAAGUCCAGAGAAGAGUAUCAGCAAACCUGGUACCACGAAGGACCACGCAGCCUGAAAACAGCGCGGCUCUGGCUUGCAAACUACUCACUCCCCAGGGCAGCGAAGCGGUUGGAAGAAGCCCGCCUGCUCAAAGAGAUCCCAGAGGCAACCAGGACAUCGCAGAGACAGGAGCUACACAAAUCCCUGCGGUCCUUGAAUAACUUCUGCAGCCAGAUUGGAGAUGAUCGCCCGCUGUCCUACUGCCACUUCAGCCCCAAUUCCAAACUGCUCGCGACUGCCUGCUGGAGUGGGUUGUGCAAGCUCUGGUCCGUGCCCGACUGCAACCUUGUCCACACCUUACGAGGACACAGCACCAAUGUAGGAGCAAUAGUUUUCCAUCCCAAAGCCACUGUCUCCCUGGACAAGAAGGAUGUUAACCUGGCCUCCUGUGCAGCUGAUGGUUCUGUCAAACUCUGGAGCCUUGAAAGUGAUGAACCGGUGGCAGAUAUUGAAGGACACAGCAUGAGAGUGGCACGUGUGAUGUGGCACCCGUCAGGCCGGUUCCUGGGUACCACCUGCUACGAUCACUCGUGGCGCCUGUGGGACCUGGAAGCUCAGGAGGAGAUUCUCCAUCAGGAGGGGCACAGCAAAGGGGUCUAUGACAUUGCCUUUCACACAGACGGGUCCCUCGCAGGCACUGGAGGACUGGAUGCUUUUGGCCGGGUGUGGGACCUGCGCACGGGACGCUGCAUCAUGUUCCUGGAAGGCCACCUGAAGGAGAUCUAUGGGAUUAACUUCUCCCCUAAUGGAUACCACGUUGCGACUGGCAGUGGUGACAACACAUGCAAGGUGUGGGACCUGCGCCAGAGGAAGUGCAUCUACACCAUUCCUGCCCACCAGAACCUGGUGACCGGGGUGAAGUUUGAACCCAACCAUGGAAACUUCCUGCUUACGGGCGCCUAUGACAACACAGCCAAGAUCUGGACUCACCCUGGCUGGUCCCCACUGAAGACACUGGCUGGUCAUGAGGGAAAGGUGAUGGGACUGGACAUCUCCCUCGAUGGCCAGCUGAUAGCAACCUGCUCCUAUGACAGAACCUUCAAGCUGUGGACAGCGGAGUAGCUCAGAGCUGUUGCUCAUGAACUGAAGGAGACGUUCGUGGCCGUCAGCUAGGACAACCUUUUUUAUAUUAAAGAAAGGAAUGGGCUAUUGCAGCAUGUGGUGGGGCAGCUGGGCACUGGCUGGGCUUGGGUUGAGGUGGUUGUGAAGUACCUGUGUUUGCUGGAGGCAAAUCUUGGGUCAUGUUUUUGUACCCUUUAGGAUGCUGGUUUCAUACUGCAGAUACUUUCUGCUGCCGUUUGGAGAUGAUCCAUCUGCUUCCACCCUCCCUUCCCUGUCAGCCUCAGAGGUUUCCUCCAGUCCAUUUUACACAUCUGUGGCUCCCCACACACCCCUCAGAUGUGCUGUGGUGGUCAGCCUCUGCUCAUUCCCUUCUUACCUUCUAUUUCCAGGAGCCUUUGGAAGGAGUCUGUGGCUUCAAACUUGAUUUGCAUUUAAAGAAGGGAAAACUUGGUGUGAGUGUUAGAGGAACAUGGUACCCCAAGUGUGGAGGUCUGUUUGCCCUUUGUGUUCACCCACAGGAGGUGUUAAAGGCCAGGGAAGUUUCUUUGUAUGUACCAGCUCAUGUCCUUGAUGAGCUGGGUGCUUCAAAUGCACGUAGGCAUCUCCUGUGUAAGUUUUUGCUGUGUCUCACCUGAGGUGAUGUGAGAAAGGGUGUUUCAGUGUAGGACUGUCUUGUUCUAACAUACACACUGCAGGGAGCAUUCUUCCUUGAUGUUUAUUCUUCACAUUGAGGCUUUGCAGAUGUUGUGUUCUGGAAAAUCAAAGCAUGUUUUGAAUGUGCCUCUGGGCCCGAGUCAGGAAUGGAGAAAUUACAGGAACUUCACAGC